Molecule: messenger RNA, 2928 nt
Organism: Esox lucius (northern pike)
Lineage: Eukaryota; Metazoa; Chordata; Actinopteri; Esociformes; Esocidae
Gene: tars3
Product: threonyl-tRNA synthetase 3
Exons: 19
Coding region: 37-2487 (816 amino acids)
Biological process (GO): threonyl-tRNA aminoacylation
Cellular component (GO): cytoplasm
Molecular function (GO): threonine-tRNA ligase activity; ATP binding
Source: RefSeq, a predicted model, not a curated record
AAUGACAGAACGACUGAGGACCCUUCCCACUUGCUGAUGAAAGAGAUAGGUAAUUUAAAGAUGGCGGAGUGCAUGGCAGCACGUUUGGCCGCCCAAGAGGAGCAGAUAGAGCUCCUUACUCGGGAAUUUAGUCUCUUACGAGACGGGCUAAAUAGUGGUCCAGAAGUCGCUACCUUUCUCGCCAGUUCUACAGAGCUGGAGAGCCUGCGAAGCGAGAAUGAGAAGCUCAGAUACCGUCUAGUGCACCUCCGCCGGGGUCUGCAGGAAGAAUCUGAACUGGAGGGACAGGGAAAGCUGGGUACAAAUGUAGUCCAGGGGAAAAAGAACGAGAAACAGCAUCAACAACCCAAAAAAAACACAGAUAAGGUAGUAAUUAAUGAUACCAAACCUGCUGCUGACAAGAAUAAGAAGGAAAAGCCACAAAAGGCACAGGGUGGGGCCUGUGCUGGAGAGCUGAAACCAUGGCCUGGCUACAUAUCAGAGCGCAUGCAACUUUAUGAAGAGCUGAAGAAGGAGAGUGAUUUACUACUGGCCAGGAGAGCUUCACAAAGUCAGCCCAUCCAUGUCGAACUGCCCGAUGGACACAGAGUGGAGGGUCUUGCCUGGGUCACCACCCCCUACCAGCUUGCCUGUGGGAUCAGUCAGGGCCUAGCUGACAAUGCUGUGAUUUCCCGGGUGGAUGGGGAGCUUUGGGACCUUGACAGGCCUCUGGAGAAGAGCUGCUCACUUGAGAUUCUGCGCUUUGACAACGACGAUGCCCAGGCUGUCUAUUGGCACUCCAGUGCUCACAUCCUUGGUGAGGCCAUGGAGCGUUUCUAUGGAGGCUGUCUGUGUUAUGGACCACCCAUUGAGAAUGGCUUCUACUAUGACAUGUUCCUUGAUGGACCCCAGUCUGUGUCGAGUACUGAGUUUGGCUACCUGGAGACACUGUGUAAGGCUGUGGUGAAGGAGAAACAGCCCUUUGAGAGAUUGGAGGUCAGCAAGGAGACCCUGCUCAGGAUGUUCAAGUACAACAAAUUCAAGUGUCGCAUUCUGAAUGAGAAGGUUACUACACCCACUACAACUGUCUACAGAUGUGGCCCUCUGAUUGACCUGUGUCGUGGGCCCCACGUAAGACACACAGGGAAAAUCAAAGCCUUGAAGAUCUACAAGAACUCUUCUACAUACUGGGAGGGCCGCUCGGAUAUGGAGACCCUACAGCGCAUUUACGGAAUCUCCUUCCCAGACUCAAAGAUGCUGAAGGAGUGGGAACGCUUUCAGGAGGAGGCCAGGAACAGAGACCAUCGGAAGAUUGGAAAGGAACAGGAACUGUUUUUCUUUCAUGACCUGAGCCCUGGCAGCUGCUUCUUCCUCCCACGUGGUGCCUAUCUGUACAACACUCUCACUGACUUCAUCAGGGAGGAGUACUGUAGAAGGGGAUUUCAGGAGGUGGCGUCUCCUAAUGUCUAUAACAGUAAGCUGUGGGAGACAUCAGGCCACUGGCAACACUACAGCGACAACAUGUUCUCCUUCCCUGUGGAGAAGGACAUCUUUGCCCUGAAGCCUAUGAACUGUCCUGGACACUGUCUGAUGUUUAGCCACCGGCCUCGGUCCUGGAGGGAGCUGCCGCUGAGACUAGCUGAUUUCGGGGUGCUGCAUAGGAACGAGCUGUCGGGGACACUGACUGGCCUUACGAGGGUGCGCCGCUUCCAACAGGAUGAUGCCCACAUCUUCUGCACCAUGGAACAGAUUGAGUUUGAGAUGAAAGGCUGCUUAGACUUCCUGCGCUGUGUCUACGACAUCUUUGGAUUCUCUUUCCAGCUGUACCUUUCAACCCGUCCAGAGAAAUACCUAGGAGACAUCGCUGUCUGGAAUCAGGCUGAAAAGCAACUGGAAAACAGCCUGAAUGAGUUUGGAGAGCCAUGGAAACUAAACCCUGGAGACGGUGCAUUCUAUGGACCAAAGAUUGACAUUAAGAUCAAAGAUGCUAUUGGGCGCUAUCAUCAAUGUGCAACAAUUCAGUUGGACUUCCAGCUUCCUAUCCGCUUCAACCUGACCUUUGUGGGAAAGGAUGGGGAUGACAAUGCAAGACCAGUCAUCAUCCAUCGGGCCAUUUUGGGAUCAGUGGAGAGGAUGAUAGCCAUCCUCACUGAGAACUACGCAGGGAAAUGGCCCCUCUGGCUGUCCCCAAGGCAGGUGAUGUUUGUACCUGUCAACCCUACCUGCGAAGAAUAUGCUAAGAGAUUAUGUGAACAGUUUACAGAGGCUGGGUUCAUGGCAGAUGCUGAUCUCGACUCUAGUUGCCUCCUAAACAAGAAGAUCCGCAACGCGCAGUUAGCUCAGUACAACUUUAUCCUGGUGGUUGGUGAGAAGGAGAAGCUGACUAACACUGUGAACGUGCGUACAAGAGACAACAAAGUUCAUGGAGAGCUGUCCGUCUCUGAGGUACAGGCUCGUCUGGCCCUUCUGAAAGAGUCACGCUGCCUGAAUGCUGAGGAGGAGUUCUAAUAAGAUCAGGAUCUCAGCAGGUCCCAAUUCUGUGAUAUUCUCAGUCACAAUAGAAAAUAAGGGAAAUUAUUUAUGAAUGCAAGAGGUCAGUGAGAGAAUUAUGAAAAUGGAAAGGGGUAGAAAAGUAUGAAGUUAAUGAAAUGAGAACUGCCAAUUGAAGUCUCUAGUCAGACUGGCUGAGAUUGAACCCUGUGAGUAAUAGUGUUUCUACAUUACAGUGUGGUUUGUUAGAGCACUGGAGCAGUCAGAAGGCCUAGAAAAUAGAUUGUACUUUUAAACGUACAGAACGUUCUUGUAUUUGGAGUUGAUUACGUAUGUAUUCUAAGUAUAGAAUGUGGUAAAGGAAGAUAGGAAUGUUGUUGAGGUUGAAAGAAGGCUGCAAUGUAAGCAAAAUUAAACGUUCUGUAAACAAAAGUAUUGUAAAAUAAAAUACUGCCUGAA